UAUCAUUUAAGAAUUUUUGCACAAUGAAAUUUUAUUCAUUUAUUUUAAUAUUUAUUGUCGUUUUCGUCUUGCCAUCAGACAAAGGACUUCAUUGCAAAAUUUAUCAUGCUAUGUAUGGAAAUUAUAUCGAAAGGGUGGUGAGUCACAUUUAUUCACAAAUUAUAUCGUAUCGAAAACGAGAUUCAAAUAAUACUAUUGAUAUAGAGGAAGCUCUUCAACCAAACACGAACAUGUUAAAAUUUAGAUUAAGAUAUUGUUAUAUCAUAAGUAUACUCAAUUUUAAGUACAUUGAAAUACUGAAAAAAAUUCUUGAUUUAAUAAAACAUAUCAUCAGUAAAUGCCAGCAAUAUUAUCAAAAAAAUUUAGUGAAUAAUUUUAUUGCUUGUGUGCAAAUGCUUGAAAUAAUUGUAAAAAAUUCCAAGACUAUGAUUGAAAAUCUACACAAUGCUAUGAAGUUUUUAAGCUACAUAGAUAUAAGAUUUUUGUUUUCUGAAGGCUUCGUGCCACAUCCUAUAUUUGAUGUAAUCGACUUUAUAUAUCAGUACGUUUUAAAAAAAAGUUUGGAGUCCAGCACUAUUGAUCUCAACAAAUCACCUUAUGAAAUUUUUGAAAUGAAACUUGAGAAUUUGACAAUAUUUCAAACAGACGCAUCAAAAAAAGUAAACAUUUUUUUUCAAAAUUGUUAUUUAAUGGACAUUUUGCUAACAAAUGAUUUUAAAAAUAUUAAAAUUGCGAAAUUACCUAAUGACUUAAAGUCUGCAAAAAGUAAACGACUUAAUAAGUUUUUCAACGAAAUUGUUGAAGUUUGGUACAAAAACCUAGGAUUUGAAGAAUUUCUCAACCCUAAAACAACAGAAUUCAUACCUCCAAUAGAUCCAGAUACAAAUCAAAAUGAUGGAGUUAAAGCUCUCAAUAUUCUUCGUAAGGAAUCUGGUUGGAAAAAAAUGAACCACAUAAGUAUAGUUUAUUUUGGUAAACAAUUCAGUGUUGAUCGUAUAAUAUAUGAUGAAGUUAGUAACAUAAAUUUUCGAAUAAAAAAAGAACAUGUAUCACAAUUAUUAAGAUGUAGAUUUACAGAAAUAAUGAUAAACUAUCAUACAUUAUUAUAUGCUAUGUUACAUGUAUGCAAUAAAGAUGCAUUCAACUAUUACCAUAAUUGUUUGACUGAAUUAUUUAGCUCAUUCGUUAAAUCAAAAAAAAUGCUUGAAGAUUUGUAUGAAGCUUUUGUUACUUUAAAUAAAUCAUCAAUAUGGAGUGUUAAUUAUACUUCUGAAUCAUGUUUACGUGUAGUUUUUGAAUGGGUUGCAGAUUUUCUCAGCUUAUUGGAGAACAAUGAUUUUUCUCUAAAAAAUAUUGAUAAUAAUGAAAUCGAAAUAGUUGAACAACUUCUAGUAAUUUUUGAAAACAAAUUAAUAACUUUUAGCUCUCAGUUAUCGAACGAUUUGAGUCAAUAUAAUUUCCGGUGUCAAAUAGAAGAUAAAUUUAAAAAUGUUAAGUAUUAUGUAAACUAUUUUAGAAAUCCAGGAAAUAUAUCAAUUCAUUUAAAUCCUGCAUUUUCAAUCCCAAUUAUGUUUAAUGCAUGUAAUUUUUUUGAAAGUUUUUGUGAAAAUGUUAGUAAAUCAUGUUAUCAAGAUUUGGGUUUUGAAAAACUUUCUCACUGUAAAAACAAAGAAUUAGACUACAAACUUCUUUAACUUAUGUCUAAUUUACUAAGAUCUUAAAUUGCAUAUUGAUCUUUGAAUUAACGAUUUUUUUCCGGACAUAUACAGAGUGAUUUUUUUUUUAUCAUAACCCACUCAAUUACUAACAGAAUAUUUGAACAUUUUUUUUUUUUAGUUAUCUUUAGUUACACAUUAUUCUUGAAUUAUUAGCUAUGUAAUACUUUUUAAGUUCAUCCCUUAUGCCUUGUAAGGGGGUCAACUUUGUUUUUUUAAAUGGA
Daktulosphaira vitifoliae (grape phylloxera) is the source of this 1939-nucleotide messenger RNA. RefSeq lists its product as uncharacterized. The transcript is spliced from 2 exons. NCBI's taxonomy places the organism in Eukaryota, Metazoa, Arthropoda, Insecta, Hemiptera, Phylloxeridae. The coding region runs from base 24 to 1694 and encodes 556 amino acids. The record is from RefSeq and is a predicted model, not a curated record.